AAGCCACACAGUGAUAGCCAUACGCGGCGCGAGUAGGGACAGGCCGCUGUGGUAUAAAUUCACUCUUGGAAGCUGUGGCGCAGUUUCCUAUCUGUCAAUCUAGAUACAAACAAACAAUCAGUCAAUCAACAUGGCACGUACCAAGCAGACUGCACGCAAGUCUACUGGAGGCAAGGCUCCCCGCAAGCAGUUGGCCACCAAGGCAGCACGUAAGUCUGCCCCUGCUACCGGAGGUGUCAAGAAGCCCCAUCGUUACAGGCCUGGAACUGUCGCCCUUCGUGAGAUCCGUCGUUACCAGAAGAGCACAGAGCUCCUGAUCCGCAAGCUGCCCUUCCAGCGUCUUGUCCGUGAGAUUGCCCAAGACUUCAAGACUGACCUCCGCUUCCAGUCGUCUGCUGUCAUGGCUCUGCAGGAGGCCUCCGAGGCUUACCUGGUUGGCCUUUUCGAGGACACCAACCUGUGUGCCAUUCACGCUAAGCGCGUGACCAUUAUGCCCAAGGAUAUCCAACUUGCUCGUCGUAUUCGCGGAGAGCGCGCCUAAGCUUUUGGUUGCUUGCUUGUUUCCUUGCAUCCCAAAACCAACCUUGGCCCUUUUCAGGGCCUAAAUAAGUCCACAGAGAGAUUAAAAUGCGGCAUUUAUUGUUGUGUUCAACAUUUUAAAUCAUCAAUCAAUCAAUCAAUCAAUCAAUCAAUCACCGUGACAGUUACAAUAUGUAUAUGUAUAUAUACAUAUUGUAAUACAUAGUUUGUAUACAUACUUUGGGUUGUAAGCUGUAGAAACCUAGCAUAGCCUUUGUAAGUGAACUGCAUCACAUAAUACAUCCUACUUAAUGUAAACGUUAUAUGAAUCUGAUUAGAUUUAUCUUUUGAAUAAAGAUAACAACGAUAU
Messenger RNA from Penaeus monodon (black tiger shrimp), 889 nucleotides. RefSeq names its product histone H3. The record is from RefSeq and is a predicted model, not a curated record. Lineage: Eukaryota; Metazoa; Arthropoda; Malacostraca; Decapoda; Penaeidae. The transcript has a single exon. The coding region runs from base 131 to 541 and encodes 136 amino acids. Gene Ontology annotation, molecular function: protein heterodimerization activity; DNA binding; structural constituent of chromatin. Gene Ontology annotation, cellular component: nucleosome.